AUGAAGGAAUUGUGGGAUAUAUUUAUCCAAGCGGAAAAGAGAUCAAAGGAGCUGGAAGUGGAGUUGGCAACAUACAUAGAGAAAUUAGAUAAUGAAAAAUGUGUGACUGCCACCAUGACAGUGGAAUCUACAGUUCAGCUUAAUGAAAUACAAAAUCUGAAAAGGAGGAUUGCAGAAUUGGAAGGCAAGGAAACUCGUAUUGACAUGGAGAAGAUUGCCAAGAAAAAGGAGAUUCAAGGAAAGUACAAGGCAGAAAUUCAAAGCUUGUUGUCAGACCCAACAAUCUUUGAAAUGGAGAUGGAUCUGCCUACAAAACAACCAACACAACCAGUUGAAGAGAAAGAAGAAGAAAAGAAAGAAGAAGAAAAGCAACAAGAAGAGAGAGCAGAAGAAAAUAAAGAACAAGAGAAGCAACAAGAAGAGAGAGAAGAAGAGAAGAAGCAAGAUGCUCCAACACCUGAUGUUCCUUCAAGAGUACAAAGGGUGAAGAACAGAGAAAGAAAGAGGCUUCAAGCAUCUUGCUAUGUGUACGAAAAAAAUAAGAAAACAAAAAAGGAGGCAAAAAAGGAUGAUGAAGAACUACCACAAUUCAAGCUUAUCUCUUCCGAGGAGUUAACACAAGAGGCAUCUCAGCCCGAUGCCACAAAUCCAAUUCCUGAUCCCCCAAAAGGAACGAGCCUUCAUGAUUCAAUACCUGUAGAUCUGCAACAAUCAAGUGAUGAAGAUGAAGGACAAAAAAAGCCAACAAAGAAAAAACUAGGAUGGGGUCAGAGGAAGGUGUGGCAGAAAAUUCCAAAGGCGGACAGGGAAAUAAUUGAAAAACACUACUUAAGUACUCAACUUCGAUAA
This is a messenger RNA of Prunus persica (peach), 849 nucleotides long. RefSeq names its product glutamic acid-rich protein-like. NCBI's taxonomy places the organism in Eukaryota, Viridiplantae, Streptophyta, Magnoliopsida, Rosales, Rosaceae. The coding region runs from base 1 to 849 and encodes 282 amino acids. The transcript is spliced from 2 exons. The record is from RefSeq and is a predicted model, not a curated record.